AUGAAAAGUUUAAAAACGCUCGGUACUAGAAGUGAAACGAAGCGAGAUAAAGUGGAAGAGGCAUUGAUGUUAGAAAAAUUAGGCAAAGGAACUGAAGAAACGCAGGCAAUUCUAUAUGAAGAAAGAGAAGUAAAAGAGUGGACUGAAGAAGACUCACCUUUUGGUAACAUGGUAACGAAUGAGUUUGAUACAGAUAAGAUGGAUGAAGACGAACAACCCAAAACAUCAUCUUUUAUUGACCAUCGUCCCAAGGGUCCUCAAGGAAUGGGCUUUGGAUUCCAGACUGCAACAAAAAUAACAUCCAAAAAAGCCAAACCAAAGUACAAUUGGAGAGCUCGAUUGGAACAAGAAAAGGCCCGAAAGCGAGGAAUCGAAAUGUAUGGAGAUGGAAGCAGCGAUGAAAACUCAAGUGAGAAUUCAGACCAAGAUUCAGAAGAUGAUGGGUCUAGCGACGGUACUGGAGAUGACGUUGAAGAAGACGAGGAAGACGAAGAGUGGGCUGGAUUUGAGGACGAUGGUGCUAAAGCUACCUCUAUCAAUGGGAAUGGUCUAAACAGAUCCAUUGAUGUCGAUGAUGAGCAAGACUUUGAGGAAGACGACGACAAUGAAGACGAUGACGAUGAAGAUGACGAAGAUGAGGAAGAAGAUGAAGAAGAUGACGGUAAGUCAAAAGGCCAGCAGUUUAAGGAAUGGGCGAACCAAAUGAUCAAUCCCGAGAGCGAGCGUAUCGAAACACCUGUGUUCAAGGGUACCUAUACUCCCCUUGACCGUUCUGAAGAUAAGGAAGCGCUACCUUCUGAGUACGUUGUUCCAGAGAAAGCUGUUGAUAGAAAAGCAUACUACGUCAACGUUGAGAGAUCAGAUGAAAUCCAACAAGCUAGAAUCCAGCUACCAGUUGUAAGCGAGGAACAGAGAAUCAUGGAGGCAAUUCACAAUAAUGACACGGUCGUGAUUUGUGGUGAAACUGGUAGUGGUAAAACUACGCAAGUUCCACAGUUUCUAUUUGAAGCAGGUUAUGGCCACCCUGAAAGCAAGACACCAGGAAUGAUAGGAAUCACCCAGCCAAGGCGUGUCGCAGCUGUCAGCAUGUCCAAUCGUGUGAGCAAUGAACUAGGCAAUUAUGGUAGCAAAGUCGGUUAUCAAAUUAGAUUUGAUGCCACGGUUAAGCCUGAUACAGCUAUGAAGUUCAUGACUGAUGGUGUGCUUUUACGAGAAUUGACCACAGACUUUGCCCUUACAAAAUACAGUUGUAUUAUUAUUGACGAAGCGCACGAGAGAAAUAUCAAUACCGAUAUCUUAAUUGGUGUUUUGAGCAGAGUUGUAUCACUUCGAAAGGAAAUGAGUUCUAAUCCCGAUAGCAAGCUCAGCCCUUUGAAGCUAGUUAUCAUGUCGGCAACAUUACGAGUAUCUGACUUUACAGAAAACAGCUCUUUGUUCCCAAAUCCACCACCCGUGUUAAAAGUUGAGGCUAGACAGUUUCCAGUUUCAGUUCAUUUCAACAGAAGAACUCCUCAUGAUUAUCUCGACGAGACGUAUAAAAAGGCGGUCAAAAUCCAUCAAAAACUUCCCCCAGGAGGAAUUCUCAUUUUCCUGACCGGCCAAAAUGAAAUCAAUCAAGUAUGUCGUAAGCUAAAGCAAGCGUUUCCAUUUAAGAAAGGGCACAAGCUUGCGGCCACCGAAACAUCGGUGAAAGUUCGAGUUUCGGCCCAAGAAUCUGUGACUGAGGUUGAAGAUAUUGAUUUUGGUUUAGAAGAAACUCUCCAACCGGAAAGAAGGGUAACCUCUGAUGACAUUGUCGAUGAUUAUGACGAAGAUGACGAAGAGGAAGAAGAGGGAUUUGAGGAGACAAUUGAAGAGGGUCAAGAUAUCAACGCUCCAUUGCAUGUUCUACCCCUUUACUCGCUGUUACCUACCAAGGAGCAAAUGAAGGUGUUCCAGGAGGUUCCUGCCGGCAGCCGUUUAUGUGUUGUGGCUACCAAUGUAGCCGAAACAAGUUUGACCAUCCCAGGUAUUCGAUAUGUUGUUGACUGUGGUAGGUCGAAAGAACGUCAUUAUGAUGAAGAGACUGGGGUUCAAAGUUUUAGAGUGUCGUGGACUUCUAAAGCUAGUGCUGAUCAAAGAGCUGGUCGUGCCGGUCGUACUGGACCUGGUCAUUGUUACCGCAUAUUUUCUUCUGCUGUAUUUGAGCGCGAUUUUAACCAAUUCAGCAAGCCUGAAAUUCUACGCAUGCCAAUCGAGGGUCUUGUGCUUCAGAUGAAAUCUAUGGGCAUUGAUAACAUUCUAAACUUUCCUUUCCCCACCCCCCCGCCUGCAAACAGUCUUGGAAAGGGUCUGAGAUUGCUUCAGUUCUUAGGAGCUUUAUCCCAAGCUGAUAAGCCCCUGUUGACGGAACUUGGAAAGUCGAUGAGUUUGUUUCCAUUAACUCCGAGAUUUGCGAAAAUGCUUAUCAUUUCCAACCAGCAUGGAUGUUUGCCAUAUAUUAUUGCAAUUGUAGCAGCAUUGACAGUUGGAGAACCGUUUCUCACUCAGGAAGAAGUUGGAAUCAACAUAAUUUCUGGUCAGGGAAAUGAAAGUGACGACGAUGAUGAUGAUGCUGAAAAUGACAUUAGUAUAGAGCUUAAGGAGGCAAACAGAAGGCUCCGAAGUGAGUACUUUGGAGCACUUCAACGGUUUUCAGCACUUGACUUCAAGUGUGACGCUUUGAAGACACUAGCAGCUGUAUGCGCAUUUGACUUUGAUAAGGAUCGUGAAAGUUUCUGCAAGAAAAACUUUCUCCGUUUCAAGGCUAUGGAAGAAAUUUCUAAACUUCGUAAACAGUUGGCUUAUCUUGUUGCAGUCAACACCCGUCCAAAUGCUGUUGAUAGCACUGUUCAGAAACUCAAUGCUAAACUUGGCCCCCCUUCAGCGGUUCAGAUCAAAGCGCUCAAGCAAAUGAUUGCUGCUGGAUUUAUAGACCAAGUUGCUGGCAGAGCAGAUAUAGUUGGUACUGAUGAGAUCAAGUCAAAACAGCGGGUUAUCACCUUCCCAUAUAUCCCACUUUUCCCAACAUCAGUUGCCAACAUCGACCCUUAUCAGGCACGCGAUCCGUAUGUAUAUAUUCACCCAGGAUCUAUUCUUGCUAAUGGCGGAGGAGCCCCUCCUGAGUACAUUAUUUACGCGUCAGUCCAUGUAAAUGAAGGACACAGAGCAGGACAGACACCUAAAGUGAGAAUGAAGCCCCUAACGGACAUCACACCUUCGCAACUUUCUAACGUUGCGCGGUCUUCUGCUUUAAUUACAUACUCGAAGCCCCUCGGACCACCAUACGGUCCCAGAAGCAUCACACCUACCAAGCGCGAGUGUUGGGUAGUUCCUAGAUUUGGUGCUGCUAUUGGCAGUGGCUCAGUAGGCUGGGACCUACCGGCGAAAAAAGUCAUCCAGGAAAAAGAUGGCACUAACUGGGUUGUCACGAGUGACGCAUGA
Sugiyamaella lignohabitans is the source of this 3462-nucleotide messenger RNA. RefSeq names its product Ecm16p (gene ECM16). Gene Ontology annotation, molecular function: ATP binding; RNA binding. The record is from RefSeq and is a predicted model, not a curated record. The transcript has a single exon. Gene Ontology annotation, biological process: maturation of SSU-rRNA from tricistronic rRNA transcript (SSU-rRNA, 5.8S rRNA, LSU-rRNA). Gene Ontology annotation, cellular component: intracellular anatomical structure; nucleolus. The coding region runs from base 1 to 3462 and encodes 1153 amino acids. Lineage: Eukaryota; Fungi; Ascomycota; Dipodascomycetes; Dipodascales; Trichomonascaceae.